CACUCCCAUCUCUUUCAGGGCACUGUCGCUGGUGAAUGUAAAACGUACAGUCCCGUAUGUAAUACGUAUUUUAAUUUUGGGGACAAGGACCAUUUGAUUGGUUCAUCGGGCUUAAGUAGUUUCCGAAUUUCAAGCCAGUCACUGGUCUAUUACCUGACGUGUAGAUCACUUGGGUAUUUUCGUGAGGCGCCAGUGCUGAGAAAGAACCUCAGUCUACCAGGCGUGGAACCUGCAAAGCCACAGCGGAACCUCAGUCUACCAGGCGUGGAACCUACAGAGCCAGAACAAAACCUUCCAGGCGUGAGGCCUAAGCAACCGAAAGACCAAGACCAGUGUACCGCCCAGACCAUUGGGCUCGUGGUCGUAGGGACGGCGCUACUGCUCGCAUUGGCCUUCGUCUGCGUCGCCGGUUGGAGAACGAGGCAGGCAGCGGUGUCAGUGAAAGGCGGCGCAGCAUCUGGAAACAGCACAGUUUCCUGCCACGACAGCGAGAACAGCAUUUACGGGAUGACGGAAAUCGUUCCUACCAACACCUGAAAUUGUGACCUGCAAUUACAGAUCUUUGACUUGGGUUUCAGUCCAGUAGCUAGGAAAUGGCACUAACUCGCUUUACAAUCGCAUGGUUUUAGGUUCGCAUACUGGGGUCAAAGUCGGGGCGUUGGUCACUCUACCGCAUCAUCCUGUUGCUUAGUAAUCCUAUUCCCCUGCGAACAAGGCCCGUACAUCCACUUGGUUAUGGGACCAUCUUCGACUUUAAGCUAAAUGAUAAUUGAGUUCAUUACAAUUGUUACAAUGGUUAUUCUUGGUGUGGCAGGUCGUUUGUUUAAUUUUGCUUCUAAAUAACCUCCUGUGUGUUAGGUUCUAAAAUAUUUGACUCUGUUUAACUGUAAAUAAUGUAAUGCUAUUUUAAACUGUGUUAAUGUAUAAUGGGAGUCAUCGACUAGAGAAAGGGAAGUAGAAAGAGCGAG
Messenger RNA from Penaeus monodon (black tiger shrimp), 968 nucleotides. RefSeq lists its product as uncharacterized. The record is from RefSeq and is a predicted model, not a curated record. NCBI's taxonomy places the organism in Eukaryota, Metazoa, Arthropoda, Malacostraca, Decapoda, Penaeidae. The transcript is spliced from 3 exons. The annotation marks the transcript as partial.